ACUUUUCUUAAAUACUUUCUUUUUCUUUCUCAAACAAACAGUCGACGUUGUGGUGUCGUGUGUGUUUAGCUGAGCGCGAUGGGGAAAAUCGAGUGGGCGAUGUGGGCCAAUGAGCAGGCUUUGGCUUCGGGGCUCAUUCUCCUUGCUGGAGGCAUCGUGGGGGUGGCUGGGCAGUUCAGAGGCUGGCAGUUUGCUGCUUAUUCAAUCGCAGCUGGAGUGUUUGUGUGUAUGCUUGAGUAUCCCAGAAGCAAGAGGUCCAAGGGCACGAGUGUGGGAAGAACAGGCCAGUACUGCUUCACUGUGUGUGUAAAAGCCUUCGGGCCGGUGACAAGGAACUACUAUGUCAGAGCAUUUUUGCAUGCUGCGAUCUGUGUACCUGGAGGAUUUUUGCUUGCUACAGUCCUUGGAUGUGUCUGCCUCGGUAUUGCCAGCCUCAUUUACCUUGUGGCUGCUAUCCGAGGCGAACACUGGGAGCCCAUUCUUCCAGUGAAGGAGGCUCGGAAGCCAGUUGCAGAAAGCAUGAAGGCUCCUCCUCAGAAUCCACCUCCACGACCUCCUCCAGAGAUGCGAAGGAAACGGGUAGAUGACCUUGAGAGCGCAGCAUAUGACAACCCUAUCCCUGUUACUGCCAACGAGUAAACAGUCCAACGCCCCAUCCUCUGAACGGCCUUACCUGCCUGCCUGCGAUCUUGUGUACAGUUAAUCCUAUGAAAAUCAGUCACAGGGAGACAUCACCAGAUUCUGGAAAAAAUGACCAGUUUUCUAGUGAAGCUAUUGACUGGACAACAUGUUGGGUCCACGCCUUCAUACUCCAAGCUACAGAGAAAUACCUUGGAAGGGGAGAACAUAUAUCUUAACAAGAACCAAGAACGUACAGUAGGAUGGUUAAAGUGAUUUGCCUUUGAACAAAAUAAUAUGUCAAGGAAGAUAAAUGUAAAUGCUAUAGCUGCUAUUGUCAAGUCAUAAAAAUUGCACAUUUGUAUUUUUACUGCUGUGAUAAAAGUGCAAACCCGUACCUGUUUUCUGCUCUGACCACCAUACAUUUUAAAGGGUGUUGUAUCUCUUGUGUUGUGUUUCCACCAUAGAGUGUACAAUAUAUUGUAUGUACUGUACUUAUACACUAUGUAUUUAUGUAUUUCCUGAAGCCAACUGAUCACAACACUGUAGGACUAUAUGGCACUGUUUUCUAGAAUUAAAUUGAUAUUAUCAAUGUAUUAAUAUUUUUUCUGUACUCUGAUGUCUUGUAAAUAAAUUAUCUGUGCUACAUGA
Molecule: messenger RNA, 1269 nt
Organism: Monopterus albus (swamp eel)
Lineage: Eukaryota; Metazoa; Chordata; Actinopteri; Synbranchiformes; Synbranchidae
Gene: cyba
Product: cytochrome b-245, alpha polypeptide
Exons: 6
Coding region: 79-639 (186 amino acids)
Molecular function (GO): heme binding
Source: RefSeq, a predicted model, not a curated record